Molecule: messenger RNA, 1317 nt
Organism: Penicillium diatomitis
Lineage: Eukaryota; Fungi; Ascomycota; Eurotiomycetes; Eurotiales; Aspergillaceae
Exons: 2
Coding region: 1-1317 (438 amino acids)
Source: RefSeq, a predicted model, not a curated record
AUGCGACUCCUCGACUCUCGCCGCGAAAAGCGAGGGACCCACGGCGAACCGAAUUCCGGACGGAUGAUGAUCAUGGAACCGCCUGGUCACGAGCCGUAUACUGAAGAUUCUGUGAACAAACCAGCUGAAGCAAUUCCUGUAGUAGCUGAUCGUUUGGGAGUAUUUGCUGCAUCCUCUCAGUCCGACGUAUCCGGUGUUCACCCCCAUCAGAUCCGGGCCUAUGAAGCGUCGCCUACACCUUCGCAGACAUUAUCGAUUCACAUGAAUCGGGCUCACUACCCGAAACCGCCCAUUGCAAGUGGAGGUAGCGAUGUCUUCGCUUGCAAAUGCCGCCACAUAGAUCGAGACCUCAAGCCCUACGUCUGCCUCUCGGAGACUUGCACAGAAGGGCACCCGACCUUUUCGACCUCGGAUGAGUGGUUCAGGCACAUGGAAUUACACGGCCACCGAUGGCAGCGACAGAAUUACUUAUUAACAGCUUGGAUCUGCACUAUCUGCGACUUCAAGUCGAACAUCUACAGGAAUUCCGAGGCCCUCCACGUACAUCUAAAACAAUCACAUGCUGAUGAAUUUACAAGUAAACAACUUCAAGCCUUCUCACGACAGAGCAGGAUAGCGCAGCCAAGGGCUCGGAACGAGUGUCUUCUGUGUUGUUGCCUUGUGGAGGAGACACCCCAAGACCAUGGUGGGGUGGUGUUUCCCAAGCGAAGAAAAGGAUCGUCGAAGCAGCAAACUGCAAAAAAUGCUAGGAAGACUCACGAGACAAUUACCGCUGUUCGCCCGAGCCCCCAAGCCAACUUUUCCGACACCUCUUCGGAUUCAGACGAUGCCAACCCUCCAAGUCACAGACCUCAAACUCAAGUCCACGCGAGGGCUCUAGCCCGGCACAUUGCGGCACAUUUACAAGGGCUGAUGCUCUUGACUCUACGCUUCGCAGCGUUGCAGACUGACGACGCGGUUUUGGACGACGAUGCUAAGAGUGAUUUGGUGGAUACCGACGACGGGGCUAGUGCCUCGAAAGGCAUGGAUAUCGGCAUAUUAUCCGACUUUGACUCCGUGGCUGAUGUCAGUACGGAGGUUCUUCGAGGUGAUGAAAUCCUGAGGUUUGAUCCAGAUCUUGUUGGCGAUGACAGGACGCUUUCUCAAUCCCAGACAGCGAUUUCAGUUUCCAGGAAGUCCCGAGACCAUGUGAUGGCCUCGCAGCCGAAGAUGAUAUUUUCCUACUCGGAAUCAGGAAGUCAGGGGCCUUUCAGUCGCGAGAGAGGGAACCACCUGCAAUAUUCCAACUCUUCUCAUAACGAAUACGUACCGGCUUGA